UACUGAUCACUUGUUCUACUGAACGUGGCCAUUGACGAAUUGCUCAACUGUUGUGCAACUGUUGAGUUCGCUGAACGUACCCAAUAUCAGCUGUUUUCGUAGAGGCGCUGUUGCAAUUCGAGAAAUUAUCUCAUUUAGAAUUAAAAGUGUAUAAACUCCACGCUUUUUAAGUCUGUGUUCUGAAGAGAAAUUGAGCAAUUGCAAUGUUGUUGCCUUCAAUUAUAUUAAAUAAUACAUACAGAAACAUUUCUACAUCAGCUGUUACAAAUCAAAUAAUUAAAUUAAGCCGAUUGAGAGUGGUGGAUAAUAGUGAGAUAGGAAAGCAAGCUAUGAUGGAGGGUAGACCACCACGAUGCAUACAUGUCUACAACAAAACAGGAGUUGGAUUGAUCGGAGAUAGGAUCUUGGUGGCAAUAAAAGGUGAGAAAAAGAAAGGAAUAUUAAUUGGAUUGAAACAGAAACAAGCUCCUAAGGUUGCCAAGUUCGACAGUAAUAAUUUGGUCCUCAUAGAUGACAAUGGAACUCCUUUAGGUACACGGAUACAUGUUCCUAUUCCUCAUAUACUGAGAACAAAAAUGAAAGAGAAAACUCAUAGCAAAGGGGCAGAUUACACUAAAUUACUAGCAAUUGCUUCUAGAUUUGUAUAAUAUCUUUCACCUACUAUUGUAAUAUGUAUGUGUUGUAUAAUAAUAAACUAUUCAUUCUAUAA
Molecule: messenger RNA, 709 nt
Organism: Odontomachus brunneus
Lineage: Eukaryota; Metazoa; Arthropoda; Insecta; Hymenoptera; Formicidae
Gene: mRpL14
Product: 39S ribosomal protein L14, mitochondrial
Exons: 3
Coding region: 204-647 (147 amino acids)
Biological process (GO): translation
Cellular component (GO): ribosome; mitochondrion
Molecular function (GO): structural constituent of ribosome
Source: RefSeq, a predicted model, not a curated record